This is a messenger RNA of Phyllopteryx taeniolatus (common seadragon), 2918 nucleotides long. It is a transcript of the gene trafd1, whose product is annotated as TRAF-type zinc finger domain containing 1. The transcript is spliced from 12 exons. The coding region runs from base 492 to 2186 and encodes 564 amino acids. Lineage: Eukaryota; Metazoa; Chordata; Actinopteri; Syngnathiformes; Syngnathidae. Gene Ontology annotation, molecular function: zinc ion binding. The record is from RefSeq and is a predicted model, not a curated record.
UACGUGGACCGCCUGAGAGGCAAGACACUGGGCACACUCAUCCCUGCUGCCGACAUAGCAAAGAAGAAACGGAGUGAUACGUGAUGCAGUUCUAGCUCGUAGCCUGCGUCUGCCAAUUCCCCAUUUGUUCUAUAUUAUUAUUUCGAAGGCAGCUAUCCGUCAUGACUGUUCUUACUAGGUUCGGCCACGUCGCUUAUUUGACCUGUUCCGGUUGACAGAAAUGUAACGAUGCGGUAGCCUGUCGGGUACGAUAGCCAGGCUAGUUCGCGGCUAGCAGCAAGUUAGUUAGCAAUAGCUCAGGCCAAGCUAGGCUAAGGGAAGCACGGUUGCCAAGCUACAUUCUCGAGCUGCAGGCGUCCCUUCCAUGGCCAUUUAUAUUUUAUGUGUGGUUAAAACACUCCCGUCGGCUUAAGGCGAAGAUGCUUGUUGUUCCUCGUUACUGAAGACGAUCUCUGUCUGCUACCGUUAGCUAGCCGGGCUCCAGUAAGACCAUGGCAGAUGAAAAUACUCAGUUUUGUGGCAACUGCAAACACGCCAUUCCAGAGGCAAAUUUCACUACCCAUGAGAUCCACUGUAGAAGAAACAUUGCACUUUGUGAUGUGUGCCAGGAGCCGGUGCCACGCUCAGAUCUGCAGGAGCACAAGCAACAGGAACAUAUCCAGAUAACAUGCAAGUGUGGACUCAAGAUUAAUAAGAAUCAAAUUGAAGAUCACCAGAACUCUGACUGCUCUCAGAGAUUGGUGGCGUGCCAGUACUGUGAACUGGAGAUUGCCUUCAGUCAAUCCAGAGAGCAUGAGGAUUACUGUGGAGCUCGCACCGAGCCCUGUUCACAGUGCAAGUGCAAUGUCAUGUUGAGGGAAAAAGCCCUGCAUCCAAUGUUAUGCGGUAGUCCCACGCUGCUGCAGGAGAGGAACAACAGCUACUCCGGUCGCAAUCCGGCAGACCUGCAUCCUCCCAGGGCCUGGUUUGAAGGCCACUCCAUCCGAAACCCCCUAAGAACCGAAGAGCGAGGGCCUAAAGAAAACAACCUCAGUGCCGAAAAACAUCAGGCUUCUCCGCCCGCUUUUGACUCCACAUUUUAUAACGCUUCAAGGGGACCAAAAGGCAGUGCAGACUGGAAGAAUAUUGCCCCGAGGAAUAUUACAUCAAGCCGAUUAUCUGAACAGAACGACUUCCUGAGUCGCAGUAGUGCCUGGCCACUUCAAGACGAGGAUUCAUCAGGCCUCGACUACAUGUUGGCCCUCAGUUUGCAGACAGACGGAGAUUCCAUGGCUGGUGGUGGAGAGGCCAGUUUGUGGAGUGACAUCUGGGAUCACACGAAGACCUCCGACAGCUCCGUCGGCUGUCAGCUUCCCACACCCAACAACAACUACCCAAACGUCCCCUCUCGCACAAGUGCACUUUUGGACCGUGAUCAAACAGACAUCAUGCUUCCCUGUGAGUUUUGUGAAGAGCUGUUUCCGGAAGAGGACCUCAUUUUGCAUCAGACUGGCUGCAGCCCUGCAUCCGCCUUUGCGUCCUUUAGCAAGCAGCCGGCGUCCCCCCCUAAAGAGGCCAGGAACGCUACGGGAAUGAUGCGCGGCCUUCCUAACACGCUGGCCUCCAACAUCCCCACCUUUCCAGGGUCCGUCUCGCCAGCCUCCUACAGUCCACCAGCCAGCCCACUAGAGGGCGACGUGGUGAUUCCAUGUGAAUUCUGUGGCGUGGCGCUGGAGGAAGCUGUUGUCUUUCAUCAUCAGGACAAAUGCGACAUGCGCCCUCAGACCGCCUUUCCGUUUAACAAUAUAACAAAAGCGUCUGUCAAAAAAACUCCUGCCAAGGACGCGUUUGGACGGACUUCUCCGGAUUUUCACAGCAGAAUAAAGCAGCAAGGUGACCUCUUGGACGAAGAUCUAGGAAUUGACGGAGACCUCCCACCAGGACAACACCAACGGGAACGGCAGAGAGGCUACAUUGGACGGCCGAGUCAGCGAAAAACGUCCAACUGUGAGGUUUCAGCACAAAACAGAGCUCAACAUGGCAGAGAAUCAGAAGAGCCGCUGUCUUCUUUCUUGGACUCUGACAAGCCAGGCUCAGACUAUCUAAAGGGACUGCAUUCAACAGAGAAUAAAGAGGGGAGAGGAAACAGAAGGAAUGUGUUAACAAAGCUCCCCAAGAAGCAAAAUGAAGACCAGCAGGAGGAAUGAGAGCUGCGACAUAUGUGGCAAGAAAGAUGUUUAUUUGCGCUCUGCUUUCCGUUUUUGUCCAUUUUUAGAAAUCAUAAAUAUAUCUGAUAAGUGCCUGUGUCAGCAGCAACACCACUUUACAUUUAACAAUUAAAGGUGAUUUUUGUUAUGAAUAUUAUACUUUACAAUUCGUCUCAGCUGAUAUUAAAAUGGUUGUUUUUGUUAUUUGCUGUAAGCAUUUUUAUUUACCAUCCCUAAUUUGAAUGCAUCUUCAUGUAACCUUAAUACAAUUCAAUUUGUGUGUUUUUAUACUGUUGACUAUACUUUAGUACUUUAGCUAAUACUUGAUGGCUUUCAUCAUAUCCUUAGAAAUGUGUCAACGCUGAGCUGACUUUUCCAGCUGUCUCCUAUUCAGUCUUAAUUUCCAGAAUCUUCUGUCAUGUUUAGCCAAAAGACUAAAUAAAUAAAUGAUUUGGUUUUGUAUAAUAGAAAUGCAACUACAGUAUAUAUACUCUGUUUCCAUGUGCCACAAAUGUCUGAACAUCUGCAGCAAAUCAUUUGUUAAUGAAGAUGAUUAUUUCUGAGUAAAAUGAAUUAUUCAUACCAGAGAGGAGCAAAUGAAUGGUGAAAUCUCCUGGUUUGGUGUUCAUGCAUGUCGAUGAUCAUUCUUUGUGUACUGCGACCAUCCCAAUGCUCUCAUAUCUGUGACUCUCCUUGGGUGUUUUGUAAUGUCAAUAAAUGUUCACGGCUUCA